Molecule: messenger RNA, 4173 nt
Organism: Erpetoichthys calabaricus (reedfish)
Lineage: Eukaryota; Metazoa; Chordata; Cladistia; Polypteriformes; Polypteridae
Gene: pskh1
Product: protein serine kinase H1
Exons: 3
Coding region: 492-1766 (424 amino acids)
Biological process (GO): protein phosphorylation
Molecular function (GO): protein kinase activity; ATP binding
Source: RefSeq, a predicted model, not a curated record
CGCGUAUGUCUGGUCGCCGACGGGUCACGGAGUGCUGCUGACUGCUUUUUCGGGCUGAAACACCCCCCCCCCUUCCGAACAGAAAUGUGUGGAUUUAAGAGAGAACGAGGAGAAACAGUGGACUUUCAUCAUUUAUAGGAGAAAUCAACUACAUUUAAAGCCAUUUUGUUACGUUUAUUAGAAGGGUGUGUAAGUUAAACCACGCAGGCCUAUAUACACUUAUUAACAUAUUCCUGAAAAUACCAGCGAAUGACAUGGCAUACAAAAUAUAAUUUUUUUUGCAUUAAAAUGCAUCCGAAAAACAUGAGGAGAACAGGAGAAAACCGAGGUCACCGGAGGCUGACACUGGUUCGGAAAGGAUUUAGAGAAAUUACGACUUGUAAACGGACCUGAGCCCCACCCGCAAAACACGCUGCUGUGUUUGAACCUGAAACUGAUUAAAUUGUCCCAGUGAAGAUGUCCACUUGGACCUGAAACUUGACUGCUAUGUGAUGGGCUGUGGGACGAGUAAAGUACUUCCUGAACCACCUAAAGAUAUCCAGCUGGAUUUAGUAAAGAAGGUGGAGCCUUAUGCAGGCCAGAAGAUUGACAAAUACAAGCACUUCAUCACAGACAAUGGGACGAGCAUCAAGGCUGAUUGCAAAAUGCACUCUCUUUCUCCUCUUCAGACAGCCAGCAACUUUUGCCCAAAUGGCCCCAGUGGGCACCCAGAUCCUGUGGAUCCUAGGAGGAACAAAGUGGCCAAAUACAGAGCCAAGUUUGACCCACGUGUCACUGCCAAAUAUGACAUUAAAGCUUUGAUUGGCCGGGGAAGCUUUAGUAGAGUGGUGCGAGUUGAACACAAAAGUACAAAGCAGCCUUAUGCCAUUAAAAUGAUUGAAACAAAGUAUAGGGAAGGUCGAGAGGUGUGUGAAUCUGAACUUAAUGUCUUGCGUAGGGUGAGACACACCAAUAUUAUUCAGCUCAUUGAGGUUUUUGAAACUCAGGAACGAGUAUACAUGGUGAUGGAGUUGGCCACAGGAGGGGAGCUCUUUGAUCGCAUUAUUGCCAAAGGAUCUUUUACUGAAAGAGAUGCAACACGAGUGUUGCAGAUGGUACUAGACGGAGUGAAGUAUCUCCACACCUUGGGAAUUACACACCGGGACUUGAAGCCAGAGAAUCUUCUGUAUUACCAUCCAGGAGCUGAAUCCAAAAUAAUGAUUACAGAUUUUGGUUUAGCUAGCACCCGAAAAAAAGGGGAUGAGUGCCUUAUGAAAACAACAUGUGGUACCCCAGAGUACAUUGCCCCAGAAAUCUUAAUUCGAAAGCCUUAUACAAAUGCUGUUGAUAUGUGGGCUGUUGGUGUCAUCAGUUACAUCCUCCUCAGUGGAACUAUGCCUUUUGAAGAUGAUAAUAGGACACGACUAUAUAGGCAAAUAUUGAAAGGCAAAUAUAGUUACUCAGGAGAGCCCUGGCCAAGUGUCUCUAAUCUUGCCAAGGACUUUAUUGACCGGGUGCUAACUGUGGACCCUAAUGAGAGAAUGAGUGCCAGUCAAGCCAUCAAACACCCUUGGAUAGUCACCAUGGCUGCUUCUUCUUCUAUGAAGAACUUGCAUCGGUCCAUUUCUCAGAACUUGUUGAAGAGGGCUUCAUCACGUUGUCAGAGUACCAAAUCAGCGCAGUCUACUCGCUCUAGUCGCUCAACCAAGUCUAACAAGUCCCGGCGGGUGCGAGAACGUGAACUGCGAGAGCUUAAUCUGCGAUACAAGCAGCAGUAUAAUGGUUGACCAGCAAACCAUCAGCCUUCAGUCCAGUCCCUUUCUAACACCCAUUUUCUGGACCUCUUUAGGAAUACUCUCAUUUAAAGUUCAUUGAAAACAAAGGGGAAUGAGGAUUAUGGCUGACUGCUGUAUUAUGUUUUCAUUCUGAUUAAUGUAUUGUUUAAAUAUUUGAUGCUCCCAGUUUUAAAUUCUCUAUUCAAUGAAGUCACCAGCCAUAAUAACUUCUGUAAUGAGUGAAGCCAUUACUACUGGCCUGCUUCUCUCUUAUUUGCACUUUUGUAGAACCACUAUGUGCUUCAGGUUUAGGGCAUUUUACUGGAAACACAUUUUUUCUGCCCAGAAAUGUCAUUGUGCUCUAUAACUGGAUGAAAGAUAAUUUUAGGAUAGUUUAGUUUAUACUGUUCAGCAGUAUAAACAGAAACCAUAACAUACUGUACAUCUUAAACAUGCUAGCAAGGGCCGCAGAUCGGUUUUAGAAGAUUGAAAAACAAUGGAAAGUCUAUACCUAAAUGGAAACUCUGUUAUUAAUGCACAUAGCUGUUUUGUUUUUUUCUGCAAUCACCUUUUAACUACAGAUUCUAUACAUUUUUUUAAACAGAUGUUUAAUGUGAAUGAUGAAUAAAAAUAUUUUAAGGUCUUGUAUUGGAUAGAAUUAGCUGCCUAAACAACUGCACUUAUUGAAAGACUUAGUGCAAGGGAAUGACAUUUUUGGGUUAUGAUCAACAGAUGCUCAUUAUAUAUCUUUUCCUGUAAGUUCAGAUAAUAUUAAUAUUUGCAUAUUAAUUACAGGUCUUUCCAUAUACUACUUACUCACAAAAGUAAUAAAAACAAAACUACUAAAAUAUUUACUAGAAAAUUAUCAUAUUUUUCCAGUGAGUCUUUAUAAUAUUGAAAUUUGUUCAUGGACCAAACAUAAAUGUAGUUAAACCCUAUCUGGCAAUAUUAUAGAGGUAAUUUUAUUCUCUGUUAUGAAGACCCUAUAAAACUGAAAAUUGAUACUAUGGCAUUGCGUAUAAUCAUACUUUGAAUAUCGGACAGGAGUGUGUUUACUGCUGCUACCUACCAGCUUCAGAGAGCUUUGUUUGAAUUCAGGCCCAUCUCGUGUGUAUAAUUUUUACGUUCUCCCUAUGCAGCCCCAAUUACCUCUCACAUCCCAAAGGAGUAUAGUUUAUAUUGAUUGUAGACUGUAAGUUUAAGUGAUUGUGUAGAGGUGUAUAUGGGUGUGCCAUGAUGCUGGAGGGAUAGGUUUUGACUUGCUAUAAUAGAAAAAGCCAUUUCAAUGGAUGGUUUUAGAUUUUCCCUUUGAAUCAAACCACAUUUUUACGUGGACUUUUUAGUUGUUCAUAUUCUUAUGUGAAUUGGAAUUUAUAAUGUACCAUAUCUAACUUUAAUUUCUGAGUAGAUCAAAUCCUUCAUGUAGGUUGAAUAAAUUGCUCCGAAAAAUAAUUAGUACACCUUGUAAAAGCUAGCCCAGCCACAGACAGACAGACACGGCACCGAUGUCCAAAACGCACGGGUUUAUUUACAGAACUAUUUACAGUUGAUUCCUUGCACUCACACACUGCUCCUCCGUCUCUAUCUCUCUUCAGCCGCCUCCACUCCUCUCUCGCAAGCUCUGGCUCCUUGGAUGUGCUCCAGGUGCUUGGUGAUGGUUUUCCGGCAGCACUUCCUGGUGUGGCGGAAGUGCUGUCCUCCAGGGAUCAGGAACCAUCCAGGCAGUCCCUUGUUUGGGCCAUGGACCCCCACAGGGUUGAGCUUCCAAGCUUCGUAUCUGUGGCCCUUGAUGGAAAUCAGGGGGGGAUGCCCUCUUGCGUCCAGGGAAGAUAUUGCCCCUUUCCCAGUCCUUCCCUGAUCCAGGCGUCCCGGUGGGGCAAGGUCCCUGGCCGUCUGCCACAACCUUUAUGGUAAAACUUCACAGGUUCAUAAAAUUAAUUAAUUAGUAUUUUUUUUUAUUAUAAAUAUUGAUUAAUGUGUCAAGUACUCAUCUAGCAGUACUACCCAGUAUAUUUAAAUUGAUUCAAUCAAAGUAACAGGCUGAAAUGUUCAAAGCAAAGUAUCAUUAAAGGACUCCCUUGGAGAGGCCUGGAGUGACAAUUUCCUUAAUCAAAAAUCAAAAUGUCACAUAGCCAUAUGCUGAUUAUGACGACUUUGAAUCGGUUGUUAUUGGGUGAAUGGCAAAUAUAAAAACAUACCCAAGGCUGUCUUCAAGUUUACUAGACACCACGGUAUGUUUACAACAAACCAAGCCAAACUACCACAACAAUUAAAGCUUUGUGUAAAAUUUUUGUACAGUUACAUAUGCAUUUCAAAUUUUUUUUUUACAAGUCCUAGUGCUAAAUUAAUUUUGCCUCCCCAAUACUGGCAUGUUUAAAUUGAUUAUGUAGGAUAAAAAAAAACUCAUCAAAAUCUAUAG